This is a messenger RNA of Lytechinus variegatus (green sea urchin), 603 nucleotides long. RefSeq names its product putative protein TPRXL. The record is from RefSeq and is a predicted model, not a curated record. The annotation marks the transcript as partial. NCBI's taxonomy places the organism in Eukaryota, Metazoa, Echinodermata, Echinoidea, Temnopleuroida, Toxopneustidae. The transcript has a single exon.
UCAUCGUCAUCAUCACCAUCACCAUCAUCAUCAUCAUCACCACCAUCAUCAUCAUCAUCAUCAUCAUCACCAUCACCAUCAUCAUCAUCCUCAUCAUCAUCAUCAUCAUCACCAUCAUCAUCAUCAUCAUCAUCAUCAUCAUCAUCAUCACCAUCAUCAUCAUCAUCAUCAUCAUCACCAUCAUCAUCAUCAUCAUCACCAUCACCAUCAUCAUCAUCCUCAUCAUCAUCAUCAUCAUCAUCAUCAUCACCAUCAUCAUCAUCAUCACCACCAUCCUCAUCAUCAUCAUCAUCAUCACCAUCAUCACCAUCACCAUCAUCAUCAUCAUCAUCAUCAUCAUCAUCAUCAUCAUCACCAUCAUCAUCAUCAUCACCAUCACCAUCAUCAUCAUCCUCAUCAUCAUCAUCAUCAUCAUCAUCACCAUCAUCAUCAUCAUCAUCACCACCAUCCUCAUCAUCAUCAUCACCAUCACCAUCAUCAUCAUCCUCAUCAUCAUCAUCAUCAUCAUCAUCACCAUCAUCAUCAUCAUCAUCAUCAUCAUCACCAUCAUCAUCAUCAUCACCACCAUCCUCAUCAUCAUCAUCAUCACCAUCACCAUCAUCA